Purpureocillium takamizusanense is the source of this 1022-nucleotide messenger RNA. RefSeq lists its product as uncharacterized. The record is from RefSeq and is a predicted model, not a curated record. Gene Ontology annotation, molecular function: oxidoreductase activity. The transcript has 4 exons. NCBI's taxonomy places the organism in Eukaryota, Fungi, Ascomycota, Sordariomycetes, Hypocreales, Ophiocordycipitaceae. Bases 1 to 885 code for a protein of 294 amino acids.
AUGGCGUCCAAGCUCAGUCUAAGCUCUACGGUGAAGCUCAACUCCGGGUAUGAGCUCCCCUUGCUGGGGUUUGGUGUAUACCAAACACCCAAGGAGCAGGCAACUGAAGUGUGCAAGGAGGCCUUGAAGAUUGGCUACCGUCACAUCGACUCGGCGUCAGCCUAUCGCAACCAGGGGCCCUCAGCCGCCUCCAUCCCGGCCUUGGGCAUCGCGCGCUCCGACAUCUUCUUCACCACAAAGGUGCCGGUGCGCCAGUACCCGCUCGGGUACGACAACACGCACAAGCUCGUCGACAUUGCGCUCUCCGAGACGGGGCUCGACUACCUCGACCUGGUGCUCAUCCACUCGCCGUACGGCGGGCCCGAGAACCGCAAGGGCGCGUGGCGCGCGCUCGUCGAGGCCGUCGAGGCCGGCAAGGUGCGCUCCAUCGGCGUGUCCAACUACGGCGUGCACCACCUCGACGAGCUCGAGGCCUACAUCGGCGAGCUCGAGGCCCAGCGCGGGGGCAAGGGCAAGGGCGGCGUCAUCUCCGUCGGGCAGUGGGAGGUGCACCCGUGGCUCGCCCGCCCGGACAUCGUGCAGUGGUGCCGGGCCCGCAACGUCGCCGUCGAGGCCUACUGCCCCAUCGUGCGCGGCGAGCGCCUCGGCGAGCCCAAGGUCGUCGCCCUGGCCCAAAAGUACGGCAAGACGCCGGCGCAGGUGCUGCUGCGCUGGAGCCUGCAGAGGGGGCUCGUGCCGCUCGUCAAGAGCGUGACGCCGUCGCGCAUCGCCGAGAACGCGGGCCUGUUCGACUUUGAGUUGACUGACGCUGAGGUCGAGGACCUGGCGACCAAGGACUACAGCCCGUGUGCGUGGGAUCCCACCGUGGAGCCGCUGGAGAAGUGAUGGAACAGCACGAAGUAGUACAACGAUCCUCCGGCUUCUAGCACUUUUAGAUGGGGGCACACCCACGCUGCCGGCUGGGCGGGCUGGGCUAUAUCAGGCCACACGGCAGCUAGACCGGACGGAACAAUACAUCCAUC